Nannospalax galili (Upper Galilee mountains blind mole rat) is the source of this 6547-nucleotide messenger RNA. RefSeq names its product amylo-alpha-1, 6-glucosidase, 4-alpha-glucanotransferase (gene Agl). The coding region runs from base 285 to 4883 and encodes 1532 amino acids. Gene Ontology annotation, molecular function: amylo-alpha-1,6-glucosidase activity; 4-alpha-glucanotransferase activity. Lineage: Eukaryota; Metazoa; Chordata; Mammalia; Rodentia; Spalacidae. Gene Ontology annotation, biological process: glycogen catabolic process; glycogen biosynthetic process. The transcript has 34 exons. The record is from RefSeq and is a predicted model, not a curated record.
UCCCGGGUCCUCUGGCCAGCUGGAGUCCAGCGUCGGGCUAGCGGCGCGAGGUGGAGUGUCGGGCUGCCCAUGGCCAGUCAUCGUCACCUCCCCGGCCGGACGCCCCUCCCCGUGCCCUUCACUGCGCCCUGCCCUCCCGCGCUGCCGCUGGGGUCCGUCUCGGCUUCCCCGCUGUCCUCCCGGGGUGCAGCUCCCCCGACGCCGUACGUCUGAGCCGGGUAACUCGUUGCACUUUGGAGUUCUUUUAAUCUUACGGAAAGAUUUCAAAUCCACCAGAAGCCAAAAUGGAGCACAGUAAACAGAUUCGUAUAUUACUACUGAACGAAAUGGAAAAGCUGGAGAAGACCCUUUUCAGACUUGAGCAAGGGUUUGAACUACAGUUCCGAUUAGGCCCAACUUUACAGGGAAAAGCUGUCACUGUCUUCACAAAUUAUCCAUUUCCUGGAGAAGCAUUUAAUCGGGAAAAAUUCCGUUCCUUGGACUGGGAAAAUCCAUCAGAAAGAGAAGAUGAUUCUGAUAAAUACUGUAAACUUCAUCUGCAGCUGUCUGGAUCAUUUCAGUAUUACUUCCUUCAGGGAAAUGAGAAAAGUGGUGGAGGUUACAUAGUUGUGGAUCCUGUUUUACGUGUUGGAGCUGAUAAUCAUGUGUUACCCUUGGACUGCGUAACUCUCCAGACAUUUUUAGCUAAGUGUUUAGGACCCUUUGAUGAAUGGGAGAGCAGACUUAGGGUGGCAAAGGAAUCAGGUUACAACAUGAUUCACUUCACCCCGCUGCAGACUCUUGGAUUAUCCCGAUCCUGCUACUCCCUUGCUGACCAGUUAGAACUAAAUCCAGACUUUUCAAGGCCUAAUAAAAAAUACACCUGGUAUGAUGUUGGGGAGCUAGUAGAAAAACUAAAGAAAGAAUGGAAUAUUAUCUGCAUUACAGAUGUUGUCUACAAUCAUACUGCUGCUAAUAGUGAAUGGAUCCACGAGCACCCAGAAUCUGCAUAUAAUCUGGUGAAUUCUCCACACUUGAAGCCUGCCUGGGUCUUAGAUAGAGCACUUUGGCAUUUCUCCUGUGAUGUAGCAGAAGGGAAGUACAGAGACAAAGGAGUUCCUGCUUUGAUUGAGAAUGAUCAGCACAUGAAUUGCAUUCGGAAAAUCAUUUGGGAAGAUAUUUAUCCAAGGAUUCACCUCUGGGAAUUUUUCCAAGUAGAUGUUUCCAAAGCAGUUGAGCAAUUUAGAAGACUUCUCACUCAAGAAAACAGGAGAAUAACUAAGUCUGAUUCAAAGGAACAUCUUAAGAUAAUUCAGGAUCCUGAAUACAGACGGCUCGGCUGUACCGUAGAUAUGAACAUUGCACUGGCAACUUUCGUACCACAUGACAACGGGCCAGCUGCAGUUGAGGAAUGCUGUAAUUGGUUCCGUAAGAGAAUCGAGGAAUUAAACUCAGAGAAGCAUCAUCUCAUCAACUGUCAUCAGGAACAGGCAGUCAAUUGCCUUUUGGGAAAUGUAUUUUAUGAACGACUGGCUGGCGAUGGUCCUAAACUAGGACCUGUCACUAGAAAAUAUCCUUUAGUUACCAGGUAUUUUACUUUCCCCUUUGAAGAAAUGUCCUUAUCCACAGAAGAAUCUAUGAUUCACAUCCCAAAUAAAGCUUGUUUUCUGAUGGCACAUAAUGGAUGGGUGAUGGGUGAUGAUCCCCUUCGAAACUUUGCUGAACCAGGUUCGGAUGUUUAUUUAAGGAGAGAACUUAUCUGCUGGGGUGACAGUGUUAAGUUGCGCUAUGGGAAUAAACCAGAAGACUGUCCUUAUCUCUGGUCCCACAUGAAAAAAUACACUGAGAUAACUGCAGCUCAUUUCCAAGGAGUGCGUCUUGACAACUGCCACUCCACGCCUCUUCACGUGGCUGAGUACAUGUUGGAUGCUGCUAGGAAACUACAGCCCAAUUUAUAUGUAGUAGCCGAACUGUUCACGGGAAGCGAAGAGCUGGACAAUAUCUUUGUUACUAGACUGGGCAUUAGUUCCUUAAUAAGAGAGGCUAUGAGUGCAUAUAACAGCCAUGAGGAGGGUAGGUUGGUUUACCGAUACGGAGGAGAACCCGUUGGAUCCUUCGUUCAGCCCUGCUUGAGGCCCUUGAUGCCAGCUAUCGCACAUGCCCUCUUCAUGGACAUUACCCACGAUAAUGAGUGUCCAAUUGUGCAUAGGUCAGCCUAUGAUGCUCUUCCAAGUACCACCAUUGUUUCUAUGGCAUGCUGUGCUAGUGGAAGUACCCGAGGUUAUGAUGAAUUAGUGCCUCAUCAGAUUUCAGUGGUUGCUGAAGAACGAUUUUAUACUAAGUGGAAUCCUGGAGCGUCACCAUCAGAUACAGGUGAUGUUAAUUUCCACAGUGGAAUUAUUGCAGCCAGAUGUGCCAUCAAUAGACUUCAUCAAGAGCUUGGAGCCAAGGGUUUCAUUCAGGUGUACGUGGAUCAGGUGGACAAGGACAUAGUGGCAGUGACCAGACACUCACCUAGUAUCCAUCAGUCUGUGGUGGCUGUAUCUAGAACAGCUUUCAGGAACCCCAAAACUUCAUUUUACAGCAAAGAAGUGCCUCAGAUGUGCAUCCCUGGCAAAAUUGAAGAAGUAGUUCUUGAGGCUAGAACAGUUGAGAGAAACACAAAACCAUACAGGAAGGAUGAGAACACCAUCAAUGGAAUGCCAGAUAUCACAGUAGACAUUAGAGAGCACAUCCAGCUUCAUGAAAGUAAAAUUGUCAAACAGGCUGGAGUUGCCACAAAAGGUCCCAAUGAAUAUAUUCAGGAAAUAGAGUUUGAAAAUUUAUCUCCAGGAAGUGUUAUCAUAUUCAGAGUUAGUCUUGAUCCACAUGCACAAGUGGCUGUUGGUAUUCUUCGAAAUCACCUGACACAGUUCAGUCCUCACUUUAAAUCUGGGAGCCUUGCUGUUGACAACUCAGAUCCUAUAUUGAAAAUCCCCUUUGCUUCCAUUGCCGCUAAAUUAACUUUGGCUGAACUAAAUCAGAUACUUUACCGAUGUGAAUCAGAAGAACAAGAAGAUGGUGGAGGUUGCUAUGACAUACCAAACUGGUCAUCCCUUAAGUAUGCAGGUCUUCAAGGAUUAAUGUCCGUAUUGGCAGAAAUAAGGCCAAAGAAUGAUUUGGGGCAUCCUUUCUGUGAAAAUCUGAGGUCCGGAGAUUGGAUGAUUGACUAUGUCAGUGGCCGGCUUAUUUCACGAUCAGGAAAUAUUGCUGAAGUUGGUAAAUGGUUGCAGGCUAUGUUCUUCUACCUGAAGCAGAUCCCACGGUACCUGAUCCCCUGCUACUUUGAUGCUAUAUUAAUUGGUGCCUAUACCACUCUGCUGGAUGUAGCAUGGAAGCAGAUGUCAAGCUUUGUUCGGAAUGGUUCAACCUUUGUGAAGCACCUCUCUCUGGGUUCUGUCCAGAUGUGUGGAAUAGGAAGAUGCCCUUGUCUGCCUCUCCUCUCCCCUGUACUUCUGAAUGUGCCAUACAGGCUAAAUGAGAUUACAAAGGAGAAAGAGCAGUGCUGUGCAUCCAUAGCUGCAGGCUUACCACACUUUUCUUCUGGUCUUUUCCGCUGCUGGGGAAGGGAUACUUUUAUUGCACUUAGAGGGAUGCUGCUGGUUACUGGACGCUACUUAGAAGCCAGGAAUAUUAUUUUAGCAUUCGCUAGUACCCUGAGGCAUGGUCUCAUUCCUAAUCUCCUUGGUGAAGGAACGUAUGCCAGAUACAAUUGCCGGGAUGCUGUGUGGUGGUGGCUGCAGUGUAUUCAGGAUUACUGUAAGAUGGUUCCAAACGGUCUAGACAUCCUCAAGUGCCCAGUUUCCAGAAUGUAUCCAACAGAUGAUUCGGCUCCUUUGCCUGCUGGCACACUGGAUCAGCCUUUGUUUGACAUAAUACAGGAAGCUAUGCAAAGACACAUGCAGAGCAUUCAGUUCCGAGAGAGAAAUGCUGGUCCACAGAUAGACCGAAACAUGAAGGAUGAGGGUUUUAAUAUAACUGCAGGGGUUGAUGAAGAAACAGGAUUUGUUUAUGGGGGGAAUCGCUUCAAUUGUGGCACAUGGAUGGAUAAAAUGGGAGAAAGUGAUCGAGCUAGAAACAGAGGAAUCCCAGCCACUCCAAGAGAUGGAUCUGCUGUGGAAAUUGUAGGCUUAUGUAAAUCUACUGUUCGUUGGUUGCUGGAAUUAUCCAAGAAAAAUAUUUUUCCUUAUCAUGAAGUAAGAGUAAAAAGACAUGGGAAGGUUGUACCAAUCUCAUACGAUGAGUGGAACAGAAGAAUACAAAACAACUUUGAAAGGCUGUUUCAUGUUUCUGAAGACCCUUCAGACCCUAAUGAGAAGCAUCCGAAUCUAGUUCACAAGCGUGGCAUAUACAAAGACACCUAUGGAGCGUCAAGUCCUUGGUGUGACUAUCAACUCAGGCCUAAUUUUACCAUAGCAAUGGUUGUGGCCCCUGAGCUCUUUACUGCUGAAAAAGCAUGGAAAGCUUUGGAAAUUGCAGAAAAAAAAUUGCUCGGUCCCCUCGGCAUGAAAACUUUAGAUCCAGAUGAUAUGGUUUACUGCGGAGUUUAUGACAAUGCCUUGGACAAUGACAACUACAAUCUUGCUAAAGGUUUCAAUUAUCACCAAGGACCCGAGUGGUUAUGGCCUAUUGGGUAUUUUCUUCGUGCAAAGUUAUAUUUUUCCAAAUUGAUGGGCCCAGAGAUUGCUGCAAAGACUAUAUUUUUGGUUAAAAAUGUCCUUUCCCGACAUUAUGUUCAUCUUGAGAGAUCCCCGUGGAAGGGACUUCCAGAACUGACAAAUGAGAAUGGCCAGUACUGUCCUUUCAGCUGUGAGACACAAGCAUGGUCAAUAGCUACUGUUCUUGAAACACUCUAUGACUUAUAGUUGCUCCAUAGACAGUUAAUAACUAUGCAGCCACUUGACAUUAUUGAAUGCAAGGCAUAAUACAGUGUAAAGGCCUUAUAUGAAUGAACUGAAUUCAUUUUAGAAAUCUCAUUCAUAUUGUGGCCAAUUAAGUAAAAAUAAAAGGAUUGAUUUUUCUAUUUCUUUCUUUUUUUUCUUUUUUUGACUUUUUUUAGAGUCUCAUAUGUACCACCGCACUCAGUUUAUGUGAUACUGGGGAUCCCAUCCAGGGUUUUGGGCAUGCUAGACAAGCACUCUGCCAACUGUGUUCAUCCCCUGCCCUUUCUUUUCUUAAUGUAAAAAGAUAGCUUUUGAUUUGAAUCAGAAAAGUGAGCAUUACCAAUAGAAUGUUUUACUGUUGAGUUCAGAAAGUAUUCUUCAAGUGCAUAGAAAUGCAGAAUUUAAAAACCUGAGCCAUCUUCUACUUGUACAAAUGUGAAAAAUGGAAAAGUAUCUUUAAAUCCUGCAUAUAUUAUCUUUAGAAUAGACUAAACUUCAUUACUAUCCUAAUAUAGAAUUCUUAAUACCUUGCAUAAUGUAGUCAAUGCAUAUUUAAUAAGUAUUCAUGAACAUGGGAUGAUGUAAGCUUCCACUUACAAUAUAUGUUCAUAAAUGGAACACAGAUGUUCAAUGUGCUUUAUUUUUUUCACUGAUAAAUUAUUAGGUUUCAAUGUAAUUAAUAAAGACAAUAUAGUCAACUUACUUGUGCUAAACACAAAUUUGAUAUAUAAAACAAGGCAUUAGGAAAUUUAUUUCCUAAAAACAAUUUGUAAGAUUAAUCUUGAGUUGUUCCAGUUUUCUAUUAUGAGAUAGUUUACAUUUUCAAAAUAGAAAUUAUUGGGCAUAUUUAUGAGAACUUUCCAGUGUGGGGGGAAGAACCCUAUACAUGAAGCUUAGUGGUAGAGUGCUUACCUAGCAUGUGUUAAGGCCCUGAGUUCUGUUCCCCAAAACCAUGAAGAAAGGAAGAAAAGAAAAAGGAAGGAUUUAAAAUAUAGCCUUUAAGUCCAGCACUCAGGAAGGCAGAGGCAGGCAAAUUUCUGUGAGAUCAAGGCCAACCUGGUCUAUACAGCAAGUUCCAGGCCAGCUGUGGCUACAGGGAGACUCUGUCUCAAACAAAACAAAACAAAAACCCCCAAAAAUAUAUAUAGCCAUAUUAGCUUUUCUAAUAUGGGUAGGCCUACUACCCAUCUCAGUACAUCUUUGGGAUAUGGUAUUCCUAAUGAGGCAUGUUAAAGAAAGAACAGUACCAUAUUUUAUAUGUUCUCUUUGAAAGUCUCAUGUGAUACAUUAUCUCGUCCACAGAAAUUAACAGUAAUGGUUUUAAACUUUGGAAGGAAAAUUGCCCAUGUGAUGCUAGAUAAGGUGUUUUUAUUAUUUCACGUUUCUGAAAUGGUCUGUGCCUUGGUUUUUCACUUCUCCAACUCAAUCUUACUCUUCUAAAUGAAAAAUAGACUUACCAGUUUAGCCAGUAUGCUGUGAUAUUUUAGUCAGUUUUCAAAGGUAAUUGAGGAAACACGAGACCUGUCUAUGAAUAUUGUCACAUGUGAAUGGUAAUUCAUUUCUAAUUACGUCUUAAACUGCUCUAUCUAGUGGGCAAAUGUCACUUAUAUGUCUGUGUGUCAAAAAUAAAAAUCUUUUCUAAAGAA